UUUGGGAGCAUUAGAUGGAACUUAUAUUAAGGUGAAAGUACCUGAAAUCGAUAAGCCAAGAUAUCGAACAAGAAAGGGUGAGAUAGCAAUAAAUGCCUUAGGUGUAUGUAAUCCGAAUAUGGAAUUUAUAUUUGUAUUACCGGGUUGGGAAGGCUCCGCUUCAGAUUCCAGAGUAAUUCGAGAUGCAAUAAGUAGGCCAAAUGGAUUAAAAGUACCAACCGGUUGUUAUUACUUAGUGGAUGCUAGUUACACAAAUGGUGAAGGAUUUCUUGCAUCAUAUAGGGGAACAAGAUAUCACCUUUUCGAAUGGAAAGAUGGUUGUGCACCCAUAAAUUAUCAAGAGUAUUUCAACAUGAAGCAUGCAUUAGCUAGGAAUAUUAUAGAAAGAUGCUUUGGGGUUCUUAAAAUGCGAUGGACAAUUUUAAGAAGACCAUCUUUCUACCCAAUUGCAACACAAAUCAAAAUCAUUACUGCAUGUUGUCUGAUACAUAAUCUGAUUAGAAGAGAAAUGACACUCGAUCCUAGAGAAGUUGAAUAUGAUAGGAUGGAAAAUGUGGACAUUAAUGAAGAGGAGGACAUUAUAGGAUCAAUUGCUUCUUCGGUAUCGAUGGACGAAUUGGAGAGAUGAGUUAGCUAAGCAAAUGUUUGGUGAGUGGAGAGGUCAUCAUGAUUACUAGUUGAUGGUUAUGUAAAAAAUUAUGCUCUAACUGCUUAUUUAAUAUUGUUUGUUAAAUCUUUUGGAUAAUAUAUAUGAAGACAAACUUAUAUUAUAUUAAGUGCAACAUUUAAGAUUUAUUGUUAUUUUGUUUGCAUCUUGUUUUGAUAAUGUUGGAAUCAUGAAAUGUUUAC
Molecule: messenger RNA, 849 nt
Organism: Ziziphus jujuba (common jujube)
Lineage: Eukaryota; Viridiplantae; Streptophyta; Magnoliopsida; Rosales; Rhamnaceae
Product: protein ALP1-like
Exons: 2
Coding region: 119-628 (169 amino acids)
Source: RefSeq, a predicted model, not a curated record